CUAAUUUAAUUAACUUUGUCCCUAUUUUCUCCGCUCAAGAAUGGCUUGCCGCCCAUUUAUUUACCAAACCCAAAGAAAAACAGAGCAAUAAUAUACCCUGGUGGCCACACACAUCUCUCUCUCUACUUGGGACUUGGGAGGUAAGUGAUGGAGGGGAGAAAUGAUAGUAAUAAAGAAAAUAAGGGGCAGAAAGUGGAAGAAACAGAAAGCAGUGGCGCUGAAUCUUUUAGCGUGGAAGAGAAGCAUAAAAUUGAGCUCAUGAGGGCUCUUCUUCUAAAACGAGAUCCAUCUUUUCAGGUAGAAGUGGGGGAUGAUUACAAAAUGAGAAGGUUUCUGAGAGCACGUGAUCUAGACGUUGAAAAAGCGACAAAGAUGGUGAUAAAAGAGCGGCAAUGGAGAAGUGCAUUCGUGCCAAAGGGUCACAUUUCAGCCUCGGAGGUUCCAAACGAGAUAGGUCAGAACAAGAUGUUCAUGCAAGGAGUGGACAAACAAGGACGCCCCAUUGCCGUCGUUUUUGGUGGCAGGCAUCUCCAAAACAAAGCUCCCGAUGAAUUCAAACGUUAUGUGGUUUUGGGUUUGGACAAACUAUGUGCCAGGACGUCACCGGGCAAGGAAAAAUUUGUGGUGAUCGGAGAUCUUCAGGGCUUCGGGUACUCUAAUAGCGAUGUCCGCGGAUAUAUUGGAGCUCUUUCCAUUCUUCAGGAUUUCUAUCCAGAAAGACUUGGAAAGGUGUUCGUUGUCCAUGCACCAUACGUGUUCUGGACAUUGUACAAGGCAGUGCACCCUUUCAUUGAUGACAAAACCAAGAAGAAGAUCAUUUUUGUGGAGAAUAAACGGUUGAAAUCAACAUUACUAGAAGACAUUGACGAGGACCAACUCCCAGAUAUCUACGGAGGCAAACAAUCAUUGGUCCCAAUCCAUAAUGCCUAGCUCUGGUUACUUUUAUAUGAUCUCACUGGGCUUCCAUUUAAAUAUGUGAAAUUUGUACUGAAUAUGACUAAAACAUAAGUCAUUUCCCAACGUAGGACUUAAAUUUUUUUAUUUCCUAAAUAGAACUUAAUAAUGAGAAGAAUAAUUUCCAAGUGAUGCUGGACAUUUAGUUGAAUAAUGACUAAUAGAUAAUGAUCAAUGGUCCUACAUUGGGAAAUAAAAACAUAUGGUCCUAAAUUGAGAAAGUAAUUAUGUUUUAGUCCUAUUUAGGUAAAUUACCCAAAUAUUUUAUUGUUGUGAAAUUUUUUUCAUUGUGUUCCCUAAGUAUAAAUAGAGAACAAUUCAAACU
This is a messenger RNA of Cuscuta campestris, 1279 nucleotides long. Lineage: Eukaryota; Viridiplantae; Streptophyta; Magnoliopsida; Solanales; Convolvulaceae. The record is from the annotation of a GenBank genome assembly.